AUGUCGCUAGCGGACGUGGAGGAGAAAGAAGGCACAGAUGCAGGCAAGUGCUUCGGAAAAUUCCCAUACACCUUAAUGGAAGAAGCGUACAUUUAUGAUUUAUUAAAAAGAAAAGAGGGCGGAGGAAUCUACGAAAGCAACGACAAGGUGAUCCACUUCACCAACGAUGGCUCCUCUGGCUUUUCAGCGUCGUCGUCGUCGUCGUCCUCCUCCUCCUCCUCCUCUUUUCCCUUCUGCUCGAAGUGCCGCAAAGCUAUGCGUGAAGGCGGUGUUGUCGCCUGCUGCCUUGACUGCUUCCUAGAAGGAAAUAAUCUUCACCUCUUCGCCUACUCGGUGCCUGAGUGGUUCUGGACACUGACCAAUAUUGGUGUUCAAGACACCAGCUCCGUGUUACCUGAAGAGCACCCCGAGAAGGUCUUGUACGUCGCCAACGACCUGCUUGACCACGGCGACUUCGGCACUUAUGACCUUGCGCUCAAUAACUGCUUCGACUUCGCCUUUUACUGCAAGACAGGACGCCGUUAUCGUUUAUCAGGUGAGGCGCUUCUUGACCCCUCAAUGUCUCCGCGAGACGUGCGCCCCCCAAGGGCAUGUACAAUCAUGUAG
Miscanthus lutarioriparius is the source of this 606-nucleotide messenger RNA. The record is from the annotation of a GenBank genome assembly. Lineage: Eukaryota; Viridiplantae; Streptophyta; Magnoliopsida; Poales; Poaceae.